This is a messenger RNA of Dromaius novaehollandiae (emu), 3373 nucleotides long. It is a transcript of the gene SLC48A1, whose product is annotated as solute carrier family 48 member 1. Gene Ontology annotation, molecular function: heme binding; heme transmembrane transporter activity. Gene Ontology annotation, biological process: heme transport. Gene Ontology annotation, cellular component: lysosomal membrane; plasma membrane. The coding region runs from base 68 to 511 and encodes 147 amino acids. Lineage: Eukaryota; Metazoa; Chordata; Aves; Casuariiformes; Dromaiidae. The transcript has 3 exons. The record is from RefSeq and is a predicted model, not a curated record.
GCGGCAGCGGGGGCGGGGCGCGGCGGCGGGGUUGCUGCGCGGCGGCGGCGGCGGCGGCGGGGCGCUGAUGGCGGUGCGGCGGGCGCUGGCGCUGCGCCUGGCCUACGCGGCGGCCGGCGCCCUCAUGGGCUUCUCGGCCUUCUUCGCCUGGAGCCUGGCGCCCGCCUUCCGGCAGCCGGCCACGGCCGCCGCGGGGGGGCUCUCGGGUGUUCUGGCGCUCUGGGCCCUAAUCACGCAUGUGAUGUAUGUGCAGGAUUACUGGAGGACCUGGUUAAAAGGGCUGAGAUUCUUCCUCUUCAUCGGGAUCCUCUUCUCAGCUCUCUCCGUGGUGGGAUUCUGCACAUUCCUUGUUCUGGCCAUCACCAAGCACCAGUCCCUGACUGAUCCCAGAAGCUACUACCUGUCCUGUGUCUGGAGUUUCAUGUCCUUGAAAUGGGCCUUCCUGCUCAGUUUGUAUGCUUACCGGUACAGGAAUGAGUUUGCGGACAUCAGUAUCCUCAGUGACUUCUAAUGCUUGGACUUCAACCCUGUCCGAAGGUGCUGAACGUUUGAAUUGGCCCCCAAAGGCAUGGUACAUGCAAGAGGCGGAGCAGGAACCCACCCAGUGCUGCUUGGUUUGUCUGUCUGCAGUAGGGGUUUUUUCCUAAUUGCUUUUAUUCAAACAUUUAAAGUUUGGCUAAUUAUGUCAAUCUAGUCUUUCUGUAACUUUCCUGGGAGUCCAUGUGUCUGGUGGUGAGUUGAAAGACUCCAUCUGCACGGCAAGCCUAGAGUCACUCUUUGCGUUGCCCUGUUGCUAAAGCCCAGGGAAGCUUUGAGGUGGGGAGGAAGCUCUGUCCCCAGCAGAAGCUGUAAUUUGUACCUUGCAGAUGCAGCACCUGGAUGUUUUGUCCUAGCGAAUGAAUCACCAGCUUGCUCCAGGUGGGUGCCCCAGAUGUGUGUAGCAAAAAACCCCACUGGGUGAAGGUCAGUUCCUCUUGCACCGCUCUGUUCCUCACAGAGAAAGGGAGAGAUGACUCUUCUUUUGUGGUAGGAAGUCUCUUAAGUAUCUUCCAGCCAGUACCCCCUAUCUUUUAGUAUUUUCUUUUUACACAUUCAGCUGAGAAUAAUACUCUCUCCUGUGGUCCAGACCAUGUGUUACUCUGAGCCCCAGGGGACAGGCUAGCAGCAGAGAAGCAUCAGUCAUCUCAGGGCUCUGUCAGAGAUGGAGAAUGCUGAUGGACAAAUCCAGUGCUGGAGGCAAACGUUAGCUGAGCCUGUCGGGGUUGCAUUACGCUAGCUGCUAAUGCACGGUCAUUUAAACUUAAUACAAUAUCUAAUACAGUGCUUAAUAUGAUACUCUGUGUGAAUCUGUGAUGAAUACAGUAUUUAAUGCUGAAAUUUGUGGCAAGUAGUCAGGCAUUUGGGUGGAAGAUGUGCUGGGGUAAGGGCUUGCUUAUUUGAACCUCAGAAGCAUGAAUGUGAUUCUUCCAAAGGAAUCUCUUCAUCGUAGUGCUGUGUUUCCUUUUCUUUGCUCAGCUUCCCUGUAACAGUGAGUGGGAUGAGAGAGGAGGGGAGACGUGGUACUUAAAGCAUUCAUAGCCAACUUCCAGCAAGUCUUCGUACAAGAGUGUCACCAGCAUAAUACCAUACCUAAGUUGCUGGGCUCUCACACAGUGCAUAAAGAGGUGGUAGGUCUUAUGUUCAUGGCUGCUGUGCUGUAAACAGCUGUGCUUUAUUGGCUUGUCUCUCUCCUGAUCUCAGCGAAGCUUUCCCUCUGCAAUUCAGCAGUGCGCAGGGCUGCUCUGACAAACUUAAAGUCUGAGUGGAUUUAACAACCUCUUUAAUCCUUGUGUUUUGCUCCCUGCCAGCAACUGCCCUGGAGAGCCUGAAACCUUCAGGCAUUUGUCUUUCCCUGUUAACUGUACAUGCUUUCAGACCAGGACAGCUGAGGGGUUUGGGCUGUUGCUCUGGCAGAACUGAGGCCAGUGUCUUGCACAGUUGGGCGCAGUUAUCCUGCCACUUCUCUAGGUGCUGCUGGAGCCUUCCCUGAAGUGCCUUUUUGGCAAACCAUGGCAGAGGGCAGGUGACCGGACCCGCUCAGGGCUUUGUGACCGAGUGACGUGCGAGUGGAAGGUCCUACGUCCAGUGAUGUUGGCCCAGCUUUCUCCCGUACCCUACAAAACUGCCAUUCUGUUUUCUGUGCAGUUGUCUACUGAGGAGUAUCUUAGUCCUUUCUGUUAUCUUGUCCUAGCUGUGUGCUCUGCCCAUCUUGCCUUCCUGACUUAGCUGUGCUUAAAUCUCUUUCCACACUGUUAAAGGCUCCAUCCAUGCCUUUCCUGGUCUGUAUUUCGGUUUGGUAGGCGAGUGAUUCAAGCACGUAAUAAUUCAGCUGAGCUCUUGAGGGGGUGUUGGAAGUCUUUGACAACGUCUGUUGAUAACGUUGUGGAGUAGAAAGAUUCUCAAGUGAAUUACCUGGAUCAAGGAACAUCUUCUGGGUCAAUGCAUGAACUGAGAUCACAGCCAGCUUUUGCCAGGGGCAAGAAAAGUUUUCUGAAACAACAGGGGACCUGCUGGAGUCACUAAACCCAGACAAAAGCCGCGUGUGUGAAAUGCACUUACUGACAGGAUUAAUACUCAGGCUUUUAAGUACUAAAAUCUCCCUUACCACUGACGUCAGACUGCCAGCAUGCCUGACAGGAGAUGGAAUAGCUGAUCGUGCUUCUCUGCCCAAAGCCGUGGCACCCGCUGGGGAGUUCGCAAGUGUUUUUAGCAUAGGUAGUUCCACUAAGCCAUCUCCUGUCUUGUGUUUCCACAACAUGAUGCUGUCCACGCGUUUGCUGUCCAGGUGCAGGCGCCAGCUCUGAUAAUCAGGCUGUGCUGCGCUUGGGAUGCAGAAAUCGCAACAUUGGUCUCAGGCUGGUAGAGCUCUGCUCUUGCCUUACAGCAAAAUCUCGUCCCUUUCUAUCACUAAAUUCGAGUGCAGAGCCCUCCUCUCUGAACUCCACUGGCAUCUGCUAGCAGCACGUUGGGGCUCCUUGCUUGGGCAUGUGUCAUAUCAUAUUUUUUUGAAAGUUUAUUUUUGUGACUAUAAAUUUGCCUACAGACAACCCACUUAAUCUAACCCCUGUUUUCUCUUCAACAUGUUUUAGCUCUGGAAUUUAUACUUGCAUCUCAGCUUUUUAAAAGAUUGUGUAUGUAAAUAUAUAAUAUAUUUUUACAUUGGUUAUGCUUUGUUUGCACGCUUGGUGUAAGAUUUGGUCCUGUAGCGGGAUGAUGUAAUUCACAGUGGGGUUCAUUUGCGUGUAUCCCAGUGUCUCAUUGUACUAAACUACACUGUGUAACUUGUAUGUGACACCACAGUAAGAGCGGAAAUAGAGUUUCCUUUCUCACCAAA